GGUUCGUCCCCGCGCGCGGCUUCGCAGUUGUUCUUCGAGUGCCGCUUCCGCUUCGGCGCGGAUCGGCUCCCGUUUCCCGUUCAUGGCCGGCCGCGGAGACAAGAAACCGGCGUCGCGGAAGGGCGGUUCCCCUCACGGAUCGGUCUAUGGAAGUUCUUCGGCACCACGAAAACAGGGUGCCUGUACAUUCUCUCCUUCGGUUAGCAGCAAAGAUUCAUCACUGCAAAAGUUGGUUACACCAGUUCAACCACAGAAACCUGUAGACUCCAGAAGCAGUCAGUCUAGUACAGGAUCUGACUCUGGAGCUGCCCCACUUGAUAUAUGCAUGAGUGCUAGCACAUGCGCUGUCAAGUUAAAACCUUCUAUACUCGAGACCAACAGAGAAAAAAGGCGAGACAGGGAAUGUUCCAAGGAUGUAGCUCCAUUGCAAUUGAGACCUGGAAUGGUUCUUUUGAAAAGAUUCAUAAAGCCUAAUGAUCAGGUUAAAAUUGUCAAACUUUGUCGGCAACUUGGUGUUGGUCCCGGGGGAUUUUAUAGACCUGGCUACCGAAAUGGUGCUAUGCUAAGACUGUGGAUGAUGUGCUUAGGGAAGAACUGGGAUCCAAAUUCAUACUCAUAUGGAGAUAGACGUCCGUUUGAUGGUGCUCAACCACCGACCAUACCAGAAGAAUUCAAGAAGUUCGUUCAAGAUGUCAUCCAAGCUUCCAAUGAAUUUUUGAAACAACAAAAAGGAGCUGCCAAUGCUGUGCAAGAAAUACCUGCGAUGUCACCAGAUAUCUGCCUUGUUAACUUCUACAAUAGUAGCGGGAGGUUGGGUCUUCAUCAGGACAAAGAUGAAUCAAAGAGCAGCCUUGACAAGGGAUUGCCUGUCGUUUCUUUUUCGAUAGGCGAGACCGCAGAAUUCUUGUACGGCGAUGUUAGAGAUCAAGAGAAGCUUUCAAAGGUUGACCUUGAAUCUGGUGACGUCCUGAUAUUUGGUGGUCAGUCAAGGCUCAUAUUCCACGGGGUUUCCACCACCAAACCUAAAACGGCACCAAAGUGGCUGAUGGACGAGACAAAUCUUCGACCUGGGCGUCUGAAUCUCACAUUCAGGCAAUACUAGGCAGGUUUCUCUUCUUUUUUUGUUUACAUAAACAGAGGAGGAAAACAUUCCCCACCUUGAGCCUUGCUUUGAAAUAGCGAAGAACUUGCUGUUCUAUCAGAUGAAAUUUAGUAUAUGGUAUAGCAAUGAAGCCAUAUAAUUGAAUCAAAGCAGACACCAAGAAUAGACUACACUCGUAAAGGCUCAUGAUACUUGGGUUACUUUACAAGUAGAGAUCACUUAUCUUUCUCAUAUUCCCGCAUGUUCUUAGCUAAAGGUAGGAAGAUCUAUCUACAGUAACUGAAAACCACGACUUCAUGGCUACUCACUUGAAUGUUUGCUUUCAUGGCCAA
Molecule: messenger RNA, 1434 nt
Organism: Sorghum bicolor (sorghum)
Lineage: Eukaryota; Viridiplantae; Streptophyta; Magnoliopsida; Poales; Poaceae
Product: alpha-ketoglutarate-dependent dioxygenase AlkB
Exons: 4
Coding region: 83-1102 (339 amino acids)
Biological process (GO): oxidative RNA demethylation
Cellular component (GO): nucleus; cytoplasm
Molecular function (GO): ferrous iron binding; oxidative RNA demethylase activity; broad specificity oxidative DNA demethylase activity
Source: RefSeq, a predicted model, not a curated record